GGCCAAACGCGUGCUGCGGCGGCGACUUUCCGAGUAAGACUCUUUCGUGGGUUCGGCGCGACGUCAGUCGCAAUGGAGAGGCUCAUUAAGGCCUCACACAGGUAGCGAAGACGUGGUCGCUGCGUGGUCUUGGACGCGUAUUUGACACAAGUCACUCACGCGCUCGCCAUUGCCGAGAACAGCGUCGUCGAGGUGAUGGACGGGCUCUGCUGCCUGACACUGCGGGCUGGUGGCGGAGGGCGGUCAUGGAUAUGGCUGGCCGUCGCGCUGUGGCUGGCGAGCGGCGCGGGCUGCGUCCGGACCAAUGUCGUGGCGGAGGUGCCACAGCUGGACCUGGGGCCGCUGGUGGUAGUGACGGUGGCGCUGGGAGACACGGCCAGGAUCCCCUGCCGCCACCCUCAGAACCCCGACGACACGGUCAACCUCGUGCUCUGGUACCUGAACCAUACGUCUAGGCCCUUCCUCAGUUACGAUGCCCGGGCGGAGGCCAGCAAGAACAGCAGCGCCAACAACAGUAUCAGCAGCAUCAGCAGCAGCGAUGCCACAGCCACAGCCUUCGUAAGCAGCAGCAAAACCGACGCCAAGAGUGAAGAGGAAGAACACAUGACGUUGGACGGCGGAGGAACGUUCCUCGUGAUCCACGACGUCCAGCCCGAAGACGAGGCCGAAUACCGGUGCCGCGUCCACUUCCGGCUGUCGCCCACGUGGACGCAGCGCCUCUUGCUCGUGGUGGAAGGCCUCCCCCCUCCCUUCAGGCGCCCAGCAAUAGGUAAACUUCUCGGGGGGUUUUUUGGAGGGCGGGGAGCUGGGCACGUUUGUGGGCGUCGCCGGGAGGGCGUCGUGGUCAACCAGCUCAAGGGGGCGCGGGCGUGGAGCAGCGCCAAACCGCGACGCCCGAGUGACCUGCGCCUUGUCACCGUGGACGAGGGGCAGCCAACCCCCUGCCCCCACAUCCGGACCGGUGCCGUCAUGCUGUUCUAUGUCAGGUAG
Messenger RNA from Penaeus chinensis, 990 nucleotides. RefSeq lists its product as uncharacterized. NCBI's taxonomy places the organism in Eukaryota, Metazoa, Arthropoda, Malacostraca, Decapoda, Penaeidae. The coding region runs from base 196 to 990 and encodes 264 amino acids. The transcript has 5 exons. The record is from RefSeq and is a predicted model, not a curated record.